CCAGUAUUCGCUGAAUACCAGGAAAUAUCGAUCCAGUGAUGGAGUGUGUGGUGCGGCAGGAAUACCACACAGAAAAUUAUUGUAAUAGUGAAUGUAAAUCGUAAAGCAGGAGUAAAAAGGAAGGACGGCUGCAAGAGGUGUUGUGGAGGAAGAAUUGACUGGACUUAGGGUGAUUAUAUAUAAUAUAUGUAAGCUGGUUUUGAGCCUGAAUGCAUGGAAGGUAGUGGUGAUGCCAAUAGAAACUGAAAAAUACAGAGUGAGUGCAGCUUUGAGGGGACUCUGAUUUCAGUUUGGGAUGUGUUGCAAUUACAGUGCAGGAAAGGCCCAAGGUGUGAGUUUGGAAUGUGAAAGGCAAGUCAGAGCCAGACAGAGAUUUAAGUGUUCUUAGAAUAGAGACAUACUGAAUUUUGAUUAAUUGAGAUCACAAAAGGAAAAGGUGAGAAGAGAAACAGAAGUUGAAGUAUUUCCACUGUUUGUUAUCUAUUGUUACAUAAAAAAAUAAAGCCCCAAACUUAGUGGCUUAAAACAACCUCAGCUUAUUCUUAGGAUUCUAUGGAUUGACUGGGCAGUAUUACUGGAGUUACUCAUGUGGCUGCUGGUCAGUCAGCUGGGGACUAGGCCCAGCUGGGCUCCAGCUCGGGCUCUGUGGUUCUCUUCCACGUGACCUCUGCAUGGCUAGCUUGGGCUUUCUCACAGCAUGGAAGUCUCAUGGCUGUGUGUCUGGCACUACAAGAGCACUUCCUCUUACAUCGUCAUCUCUGCCAUAUUCUAUUAGUUAAAACAAGUCACAGGUCAGCACAGACUCAAGGGAAGGAAAAGUAGACUCCACCUCAUGAUGAGAAAAGUGACAAAAUCUCAUCAUAACAGGUUUUAGAGGAUGGAAGCUUUGGAAACAGUCUACCUCACCUACAUUUAAGGUGUAGUAUUCUGUGAGAAAUAUGCAGAGACAAAUGAACUUUAAGAGUAUAUUAAUCUGUCCAUAAAGGCAGCCGUCUGGCUCCUCCAUGUAUCAAAUUAUCCCUUAUAAGCUGCUCAAGCAUUCUUAUUGUUAGCCCUUCUUCCCUGGUAUCCCUUACCUUACAUCCCUCACCUCUGGGCUCAACUCCCUUAGGAUUCAAGGUAGACUUAUGAUUAAUUUCACUGAUAAUAUUGGCAAGCAGGCCCAGUUUUUGAGCAUCACUUAGAGUGGGGACAAAAAUAUAAGUAUGUUACAUAGAGUUUUGAAGCUCUUAUAAUUUUUAUGUUACUGAUCAAUUCUUAUGCUUCAGACGUACAUUUGGAAAAACAUUUCUGGAGCUUAGACCUCAACUAAGUGAACCUUUUUCUAGCCUUUAAGGUCAACAUGGAUGAAGCUUUGCCAGGCCCCGCUCCUGAGAAUGGAGACAGCCUUGUGAAAGUGAAGGAGGAAGUUCCCACAUGGGAGCAGAUGUGCAGCUCACAGGAGAGCAGCUCCCACACUCUGGAGCUUUGCCGCCUGCGCUUCCGGCAGUUCUGCUACCAGGAGGUAACCGGGCCCCGGGAGGCUCUGGCCCAGCUCCAAGAACUUUGCCAUCAAUGGCUGCGGCCGGAGACCCACACCAAGGAGCAGAUCCUGGAGCUGCUGGUGCUGGAGCAGUUCCUGACCAUCCUGCCCCAGGAGCUCCAGGCCUGGGUGCAGGCGUAUCCUCUGGAGAGUGGGGAGGAUGCAGUGACAGUGCUGGAGAAACUAGAGAAAGACACAGGAGACUCAGGACAGCAGGUUUUUGUCUACACUCAGGGACAGGACACGCACCUACCGGUGACAGAAUAUCAAGGAACAUCUUUGGAGUGUCAGAGGCCCCAGCUACUGCCUGGGGUAACCACCUUGAAGUGUGAACCCCCAGAGCUCCACCAAGAGGUCGCCCAAGAAGUGAGUGGGCUUGCUCCCCAGGGACCAGUCCCUCCCCAGGAAGAGAAUCCCAGAGACCAGGCAGCAGUACCGGGUUUUAACUCAGCCAGGUCCCAGACAUCAGUGGAGAGUGAGGAAGCAGCAGCCCAGGCCCUUGUCCCAGAGGAGUGGCCACAUCUGAGUCUGGCCCAGAGAAACCUCUAUGGAAACUCGGCCCAGGAGAAGGUUACAAACAUCAGUCUGAUGGCUGAAGAAGUUGUAACUAAAGAUGGAUUGUUUAACACAAAGCAAGAAACUUCUGAAGAAAUGGAACAAGGUGCUGAGGUCUCAGGAAUACCCAACAGAGAUUGUGUACCCCAGGCCCCUUGUAGUACCCCUGUUCCUGCUGAAAGGACAGUUGCACAUUUGAACACUCUGAAGGACCGUCACCCUGCUGACUUGUGGGCUCGGAUGCACAUCUCAUCCCUGGAAUAUGCUGCAGGAGACAUUACCCGCAAAGGGAGAAAAAAAGACAAAGCUCGAGUGAGUGAACUGCUCCAAGGCCUCGCGUUUUCUGGUGAUUCAGAUGUGGAAGAGGAUGACGAGCCUGAGACUCAGCCUGCUCCAAAAAGACCAAAGGUGUCAAGCAUCCCAGAGAAGAACUGGACCAAAAGAGACAUUAAACCCAACUUUCCAAGCUGGUCAGCACUGGAUUCUGGACUUUUGAAUCUCAAGAGUGAAAAGUUGAACCCAGUGGAGCUCUUUGAGUUAUUUUUUGAUGAUGAAACAUUCAACUUGAUUGUCAGUGAAACCAAUAAUUAUGCUUCUCAGAAAAAUGUCAACUUGGAAGUCACAGUUCAGGAAAUGAGGUGUGUGCUUGGUGUCCUGCUUUUGAGUGGCCUUGUGAGGCGUCCCAGAAGGGGAAUGUAUUGGGAAAUGUCUGAUGCCAAUCAGAACCUGGUUAGAGAUUCAAUCAGAAGGGACAGAUUUGAAUUGAUUUUCUCAUACCUGCAUUUUGCAGAUAAUAGCCACCUAGAUCAAAAUGAUAAGUUUACAAAAUUGAGGCCUCUCAUAAAGCAAAUGAAUAAAAAUUUUCUCCUGUAUGCUCCCCUUGAAGAAUACUAUUGUUUUGAUAAGACAAUGUGUGAGUGCUUUGAUAGUGACCAAUUCCUGAAUGGGAAACCUAUCAGAAUUGGCUAUAAAGUCUGGUGUGGUACAACCACACAGGGUUAUCUGGUUUGGUUUGAGCCCUAUCAAGAAGAGUCAACUAUGAUGGCAGGUAAGGAUCUUGAUCUUGGUUUAGGUGGAAAUCUAGUGAUGAAUUUUGCUGAUGUUCUUUUAGAGAGAGGUCAAUAUCCCUAUCACCUGUGUUUUGAUAGCUUCUUUACAAGUGUCAAAUUGAUGUCAGCCUUGAAGAAGAAAGGGGUGAGGGCAACAGGAACAAUUCGUGAGAACAGGACUGAAAAAUGUCCCCUGAUGAGUGCAGAACAUAUGAAAAAAAUGAAGAAGGGGUAUUUCGAUUUCCGAGUAGAAGAAAAUGAUGAGAUAAUUUUGUGUCAUUGGCAUGGUGAUGGUAUUAUCAGUCUGUGCUCCAACGCUGUUGGCAUAGAGCCAGUCAAUGAGAUAUGUUGUUUUGCCGAUGACAAGGAGAUCCCUCAGAUAAGUCAACCUUCCAUAGUGAAACUGUAUGAUGAAUGCAGGGAAGGUGUAGCUAAAAUGGAACAGAUCAUUUCCAAAUAUAGAGUGAGAAUAAGAGGCAAGAAAUGGUACUCAGUUUUGGUGAGCUACAUGAUUGAUGUAGCCAUGAGCAAUGCAUGGCACCUGCACAGAGCCUGUAACCCAGGUGCCUCUCUAGAACUCGGGGAUUUUCGGAGAGAUGUUGCCCAUUUCUACUUGGCGCAUAAUGCAAAUAUGUCAGAUUAAGGCAGGUAAAACAAAUACAAUGCAGACAUUAGUAAGACACAGAAAAAUCACAACUACACAUCAGAUUGUACCCAAAGCAAACCUGAUGUAUGUAUACAAUGAAAUUAUUAAUUAAAUGACUAAUAUUUCUUUUUAAAAAUCUAUGUAGAGUUUCAAAAACUUGUAACAAUGUUAAAAAUGAUCUGUAAAAAUGUUGAAAUCUAUUGGUAUCUUUUUCUAGGUCUAAUUUUGAUAUCAAACGUGGGAAAUACUUUAUUAGUUGAA
Physeter macrocephalus (sperm whale) is the source of this 4033-nucleotide messenger RNA. It is a transcript of the gene PGBD1, whose product is annotated as piggyBac transposable element derived 1. The record is from RefSeq and is a predicted model, not a curated record. Gene Ontology annotation, molecular function: sequence-specific DNA binding. The transcript has 7 exons. Bases 1343 to 3769 code for a protein of 808 amino acids. Lineage: Eukaryota; Metazoa; Chordata; Mammalia; Artiodactyla; Physeteridae. Gene Ontology annotation, biological process: regulation of DNA-templated transcription.